This is a messenger RNA of Tetrahymena thermophila SB210, 2346 nucleotides long. Its product is annotated as alpha/beta fold hydrolase. The transcript has 2 exons. The record is from RefSeq and is a predicted model, not a curated record. NCBI's taxonomy places the organism in Eukaryota, Ciliophora, Oligohymenophorea, Hymenostomatida, Tetrahymenidae.
AUGCAUCUUUUCUUCAACGAUAAAGAAAUCGAAAACAAGCUUGCCUUCAUCUUCAAGCCAAAGAAAUAUUGUUACUCCGUUUCUGAAUUAGGAUAUGGUAAAUUAAAUUUGGAUGAAAUGAUAUCUCCUAGAAUGAUGUUUUAACACUAGUAAGUUGAAAGGACAGAUUUUUAAGUAUAGAAUCUCAGAAAAGAAAAACUUUAAUGCUCUAUUUACUCAAACAACUUAGUUUAAUCUAAAUCUGUUGCUGUUGUUUAUUUGCAUGGUAAUGCAGGAACUCGUUUAGAUUCAGUGCCAGCUGUCAAGCAUAUUGUCAGCAAAUUAGGAGUUGAUUUGUGUAGCUUUGACUUUAGUGGAUGUGGGAGAAGUGAAGGUGAUUUUGUUACAUUAGGUAUAAAAGAGCAAGAUGACCUGCAAGUAGUUUUAGAAACCCUUGUUUCUAAAUACAACUAUCAAAAGUUUAUUUUGUAUGGUAGAUCUAUGGGAGGAGUAACAUCUCUACUUUACAGUGCAAAUAGACCAUUUGCUUAAAAGCACGUUAUAGCUAUAAUUGUAGACUCUCCUUUUUGCUCAUUAAAAUAGUUGGCUACUGAAAUAGCAGAUGAUAAAAUGGCAUUCCUAGGUGGAUUUAUUGCAGAAAUGAGCUUUGAAUACAUAAGAGAAUUAGUUAAAAAGAUGACUCAUGGAAGUGAUAUAUUUUCUCUUGAAGUUGAUAAGCAAGUGAGUAGAUGCACCCAGUUUCCUGCUUUGUUCUGCUAUUCUCACGAAGAUAAACUCAUCAAGUACACUCAUUCUGAAAAGCUAAUUUCGAAAUACGGAGGAAAAUCUUCAUCAUUCAUAUUCUCAGGAGACCAUAACGCUUUUCGUGAUGAAAAUUAUUUCGAUAAUAUAAUCAAUUUUAUUAAGGAUAUUCUAGCAUCUAAUAAGAUAAUGAUUACUUUUAAUCAAAAACUAGAAACAUCUACUACUACUCCAAAAUCAUCAUCUUCUGCUGCUACUUCAGCUCUUUAUAAAUUCCCUAUAUCAGUCUCCCAAAGCACUAAUAGCAUCAAGCCUAUGCACCUUUAAAAAAACCAUCUAGCUGAAAAGUCUCAUACAUUUGAAUAAACCUACAAUAAAGGUCAUCAUAUUACAACUUUGAAUGAAGGUAGUUCACCUAUUUCGAAUAAUAAAAAUCAAUAGCAUAAUAACAUAUCUAUCAAUUAGUUAAAGCAUAGAAAUAUUUUUAAUCUUUCAACAAAUCACACAGGACAGUCAGAGGGAUAAAAUCAAGUAUAAAGUAAACACCACUAAAAUAAUUUACAUAAAUAGCAAUCUCUACCUGUUUAGUUAAAUCCUGCUGCAGGAUAGCCAGAUAAGCAAGAUCAUCAAAUUAAAAAAUAAACAAGCUUUAUCUAGGCUCGAGCUCCCUCUGAGUUUGCAACUAGAAUUUCUUUAUGCAACCAAAAUAAUAGGGAAUUACUGAGUGCUAAAGUAAUUUAAGAAUCAACUACUACAACAACACCACCACAAUAAAAAUAAAAUAACGAUUAAGCUGAAAAAUAAGCAAGUUUCACACCAAUAACUGGUAUAAGAAAAAUUCCAUCUUAACCAAUAAUUUUUCCAUUAGAGAUGAAUGAAAAUAAAAGAAUAUCGCUGAUAGAUAACUCUUAUUCUCAAAGACAAGUCUCAUAAAGUAACCAUAACAACGAAUAGCUUGUUUUGAAAAACUAUUUACACAGAAGAGAAACUCUAGCUGCUUCAUAACUAUAAUAGUAAAAUCAGUUACCUUAGUAAAACAAGCAGCCAGUUAUUUUUGUUGAAACCGAAAACGAAGAAAAAAGAAGACAAUCUAUCUUCCACAAGAUCAACAGUUUAUAAAUAAGCAAAUCUCAACUAAAUUCUCCACAAAUUUAAAUUUCUAUUCAACCAAACGAAUAGCUCAAUAUGUAAAAGCAAAAUAGUCAAAAUAGAUAAAAAUCCAAAGACAAUAGUAGUGGAUUAAAUGAUCUCCACUCUAAUAGAGCCAAUGAAGCAUAUUACAUAAAUUUAAACCAUAGAUAAUCUUUAGUGAGCAAUCAACUACCUUUAUAAAAUACUACAAAUAUUAAUUAUAAUCUAAGCUAACAAACUAUGAAAAGUAGCAGUAACUUACAGCAAGAAGCUUCAAAAUCAAUAAAUAGCCAGAGUUCAUAGUUUAUAUCUCCUCGUCCUAUGCAUUCUCAUAAUCAAUAGCACACUAUGUAAAUAAAUUUAUAUUUCUCUUUAAUUUUAUUUAUAAUUUUUAAAUAUUUUGUUUAUUUUAAAUUAGAAGAAUUGAUUAAAAAGCAGCAGCAGCUAACAUUCAACAAAGCGACUAUUUGGUGA